Molecule: messenger RNA, 819 nt
Organism: Rhizoctonia solani
Lineage: Eukaryota; Fungi; Basidiomycota; Agaricomycetes; Cantharellales; Ceratobasidiaceae
Product: GMC oxidoreductase
Exons: 2
Coding region: 1-819 (272 amino acids)
Source: RefSeq, a predicted model, not a curated record
AUGGAUCCCGAACUACAGCAGAAGAUACAUGCAGCUGAAACCGAAGUGGAAAAACUCACAGUGGCUGAAAACCAUGUCUCCAAGAAUCUAGGCAUCAUCGAAAAGCAGGUAGCAGAGAAUUUGGAACAAAUCGACAAAUUAGUCGCAGAAAUUCAAGGCAUCUCAUUAAGCCCCAAUUUUUCCGCAUACAUCAACUCGACAAUUGAAUUAUUGGAGAGGCGCGCUAACUCGGGCUCGAUGUCGGAAACCGAGUCCGCUCAAAAAACUUACGAUUCCAUCAGAACACUCAAAAAUUACUUAAAAAUACUGAAACCAUCGCCUCUUUACGGGAUUAUGGGGAAGGACGACAGUGCGGAGGAAGAAAAGUGGGAGGAAGCUGGCCGACAGACUAGGACUGUUGGAUUGUCCAGCCAAGCAAUCGGGACCUUGACCUUGGCUGCCUUUGCUAUCCGACUCUCUCGCACGUUGAUCGAGCGGAAACGGUUCAAGCCGCGGGAUCCUAACCAUGUAUGCGUCGUCAACCACUUUGGGGGCACCAUAUAUGCCCGGCUUUCGAACCGCGCAAAAAUGCAAGAUAACCCAAAGCUACAUGAUGAAUCACCGGCCGGAGCACAGUUAAGAACACCCAAUGAAGGAGAGAUAGAGGAUGGUGAGGUCCUCCUUGAGGCCGGUGAUGUUGUUGAGUGGGAGAGGGAAAAGGACGUUAUCGAGUCACUGUUUGUUCGCAGGAAGAAGGCGGGAGAAUACUCCGACACCCGGCCGAUCGUUCUAUCCGCCUUUCCCGGUGCUGUGACGGUUAUUGGGAUCGAAGAGUCUUAG